Messenger RNA from Colossoma macropomum (tambaqui), 4947 nucleotides. RefSeq names its product Src like adaptor 1a (gene sla1a). NCBI's taxonomy places the organism in Eukaryota, Metazoa, Chordata, Actinopteri, Characiformes, Serrasalmidae. The record is from RefSeq and is a predicted model, not a curated record. The transcript is spliced from 8 exons. Bases 274 to 1125 code for a protein of 283 amino acids.
GAGGAAGUGUGCAGCCGAACACUGUGUUCACACAUUUAGACUCGAGCCUCAUACUGAAACGGUCAGUACGGGUGCUCUGCAGGUCCUGGGGUGGAUUCUCCCGACCCAGCUUAUGUAGCUUCAGUUGGGCCAACAGUUGUUCAGCCAGAUGCAACUGCAGUAGUCCACCUAUGAUGACUGGCCUACUCCCAUUGCAGCUCUGUGUCUUUUGACGACCCAUGGACACAUAUCAGUUUAACAACUGAAGCGGAGCUUUCUUCCUGGAUCGCUAGCAUGGGGAACAUAAUUAAAGGCCAAGAGGCUGACAAGCAGCCUGAGAAUAAUCAGUUGGAUGCCGCACUAAAAGUCACGGAUUAUGACAACUUAGUAGUACUCUCCGACUACCCAUGCCGGGACAUCAGUGAGCCGAUAUUUAAGAUGGGAGAGAAACUCAGGGGUCUGUCUGAGGAUGGCUGCUGGUGGAGAGUUCGUUCUUUUCAGACAGGAACUGAAAACUACAUCCCAGUUAAUCAUGUGGCAAAGGUCUAUCACGGAUGGCUGUUUGAGGGAGUGGUGAGGCAAAAAGCGGAGGAGCUGCUCCUCUUACCCAGCAACACAGUUGGCUCUUUUCUCAUUAGGGAGAGUCCGAACCAACGAGGUGUAUAUUCUCUGUCUGUGAGACACAGAGUCAUUAAGCACUAUAAGAUUUUCCGCAUGGCCAACAGCUGGUACUACAUCUCCCCCCGCCUCACCUUCCAGUGUCUGGAGGACUUGGUCAACCACUACUCAGAAUGUUCAGACGGCAUCUGCUGUGUUCUCACAGCCCCGUGUCUGUCAAAUAUUGUGCCAAACCUGAACGCACAAGCGCCCCCUGUGGUGAUGCGGCGUAACUUUGACUGGAAGAAAGUGAACAGGUCCCAGCUACUGAACCCCGCUGAUCAGAGCAGUGCGGACAGCAGGCAGAACGUGGUGAGCUUUGGGGUGAGGAACAGCAUCGCUGCCUAUCUCUCCGUAUCUGAAAUGAAGGAAAAUCCAAAAGUCCUCCGCAGCAAGAAGAGCAAGUCUGUCUACGUGAUGCCUGACUCCAGCCAUAUGGAAACAGAAGAGCUAGCUCAUGGAAAUGUGGCAAGUGGAACAGACGGGUAACAACCGGCACAAUGUGAAGGACAGACGUUUGUAUGUCUGAACAUUACGGAGGAGUGCAGUCUUUUCACGUAAACACUGGACUCCAGAAUGAAUCUCUCAAACAGAUCAAGUAGAGAGGAGAUGAGAUCGUUUUGGGUUUGUGGUCAUAGAAAGACCAGAAUGUAGCCAUUAGACGGUACUUGAUUGUUAACGAUGAAGUGGAUGUUAUUGCAUAUAUAAACACACAUACACACAAAUAUUCACACACGCAUAUUUUUAGACUAAUUCUUCGGACUUUUUAGAAGCACUUUAUUCUUGGCUGUAUGGACAAAUCAGAUGAGAAGUAAGAGGACAGUUCACUUUAAAUACUACUUUUCUCCAACAUCUGAGCUUUGAAUGAAUACAUGAACCUGGAUUUCUCCUUUCGGACUGGGUGAUGAGAAGAGCUCAGCUAUUUUGCAAAAGUAUUUGGCUCGCUCCUUAUACAUGGAUUCAAGUUUUGUGCUGAACUGCUGUGGAGAAGCACACCGUGCCUCUGUCCAAACAGCGUGCUGACCGCUCCUUGGCUCUUUGUUCCGAUUGGCUGUUUCGAGGAAAAGCGUUUUAUAGCUUUAUGCUCAAAAAUGGGGUUUUUAAUUUAAUUGUUGGGAUGCAAAUAAAGACAUUCAGAGUGGUUUGAUAUGAAAUGGUUCACUGUAAAGAAUCUUUUGUUAUGUAAUGUAUUAAUCCAACAAGGGAAAUUUGUCAUUUUACUGUCUAACUAUGCCCGAUCUGGGAGCAGCACAGCAGGCCUCAGCCAAGGGCACAAACAGGUUUACUCAGUCAGGCCUGUGACUGGAACACAUGACCUUCCAGUCACUGGCUCAUUUCUCCUGCCACAAGACAACCACCCACCCCAACUCCUUUUUUUCUGAUGUCUACAACACAGAACAAUUUUUUUGCCUUGCAAAGCCCUGCAAGGAUUUUUCUGCAAUUGGUAGAUUUUCAAACAUAUAUUUUAGGGUAAAACUUAAACAUCAGACCACAUAUUUGUGACCUUGUUGUGUAAGAGCUUAAUGUGAAGCAGCGUUUAGACACAUUAAACUCUUCAGAUGUCUGGUUCUUUUUAUUACCGCUGUAAAAAAAAUCUGACUCGGUAAGUUCCUCUUGAAUGGUGCAUUCCAGAUCAAACCAGUCUGAAUGAAUCUGUUUACAUCUUACUGAUUUAAUUAUGCAGAAAAUUUGGGGGAAAUCCUUUUUAGAGUAUCUAUGUCCAAUGGCUCAUGGACAUAAAAGUGGUUACAGUGAUUUUAAUGUUAUCAAAACAUUUUUAUGCCAGAACAUUCAGUUCUGUACUACAGCUCCAAAUAAUCAGGAGAACAGUCUUAAAACUGCACCCUCUCACACUAGAGUAUCAGCUUGACACACAUGACUUGCUGUUCAGUCGGUGAAAACCACUACAGAACACUAAACCUGUAGCAAGUGUACUGUUUCAGCUUCAGCUAAGUCAAGUAAAAGGGCCAUGAGUAAAUGUGUGAAAGGUGAACCCCCAAUAUGGUGAGUGCUGUAUGCUGCUUUACAGCAUGGAGUGUAUUUUGCUUGAAUGUAUUGUACUAUUAUGUUUAACACAUCACCCACAUCACCGGGCCUCACUUUUCGCUUCACGAUAAACAUGUAUCUGUUUCGCAUUACUAUUAAUAUUCAUCCUGUGACGCACAAACAUCUUUGAAUGUUCAUUUGAACAGACCGCAGAGUGACCAAAAUGGCCACGAGGCCGCAUGUGACGUGCUGAUCAUAGGAGGCCCAGUUCUGUAAUACAUACGUGUAGAGAGGCGAGUCUUCAUAUAAACUGCCAACAAACACACAACCACAAGGAUGAGUGACUGAGACAAAGGCUUGACAAGGGCAGCGGAAGGAAAUUGGUUCAACAGUAACAAACUGGAUACCCUCAAAGGACCAUGCAUGUUAUCUCACUUUCUCAAGCCUCAGAAAAGACACCUCACGCUGGCCUGGAAACAGUUUAGAUAGGAUCGGUUUGCUGACUGCGUAAAGAGGAGGCCCGGAGUGCUGGCCUGAGACCUGGGUGCAGAUUUAUGAAAGUGUUUUAAGACAUAAAAUCUAAAAUGCACUUUUUUAUGUUCUUAACUUCAGGCUUAGAUCAACUGUUACAUGUGCCAUUCAUAUAUUCUAUAAAAGAUAUGUUCUUACAUAUGACGGCCUCUUGUCUGUAAGUGUUGACAAGGCGAACAUCUAAAACUGUAACUUGCUAUAUCUGGAACUGUUGUCUCAGAGCUAGCUAACAAAGUUGUAUUUACUCAGACUCCAGAGUUAAUGAUGGCUUACUGUUGGGUUCUAAGUCUGCCUGAAACAAGAUUGUAGAUUGUAUUCUUCACCUUACUAUUUUUGAAUGCAACAAAACCCUGUGGUAGUGUAACACUUGAUGGUAGUUUGUUAUUCAAAAGCUAUACCAGUAAUAUUUCCAAGAUUGCAUUUUAUUACUUUACAAACAUAUCCAAAAUAAGACGUUAACCCUACAAGAUGCUGAGAAAUUAGCUCAUGGUAGCCUAAACUACUAGAUUAGACUAUUGUUACAUGUUGCCCUGCCGUCUAUUUAAAUAGACUCCAACAUUUCAGAAUGCAGCAGCCUGUGUGCUUACAGCUCAGUUGGUGGAAGAAGAUCAUUUUCUUAUACAUCUUCUAAGCUCCUAUAAACUCCUGAGCUAUAGUAUUGUCACUCAUUUUGAUUUGUUGCUUACAUAUGUGCCUUUGUUUUCAUUUAGACCACUGUUCAUUCAUUUAGAGUGAAUUAAAAUAGCCUAACGGUUAAAGUCUAUGUAAAAUGUAUAUAACAUUGUUUACGACAGACUGUAAAAUGCAAUACUACUGAUUAACAUUCAUGAAAGAUAAACAUUUAGUCUUUUUAAGACAGUAACUGAAACUUUCUUAAAGGGGAAUUCCACCAAAACUUCUGGAUAAUUAGAUGGUUAAGAUGUAAACAAAGUCAAUGAGGGUGGUUUGAUGUGAAAUACUCCGUUUAUAUAUAUAUGUAUAUAUAGGAAUAAGACAUCUAAGGAGUUUAAUGCCACUAAAAAGUUCCCUCAAAGUAAGUAGUUACAUGAAAUUAUGAAUGCAUUGCCUGAUGUCUGAGAAUUUGUUAAUGAUAGUUUUGAGAAGGUUUUGCCCUAAAAUCUUAUUUUUUAAUCCAUUCAUGAGGGACAGAUAUAUGCAGGGUGUGGUAAGACAAAAUAGUCCCCAAAGAAAAUGCUUUCUUUUUCAGAUUUACCACUAAAUUACCAUUAUCAACAUGACAUAUGUUUACAUCUUAAUGACUGAUUUAUGCAGAACUUUUUAAAAAGUGGUGGAAUUCCUCUUUAAGAGAACAUUUGAGAACAUUUUUAUUAACUCUAGUUUUUGUUUUGAAUUUUUUUCUUUGGAAAUCUUUUGUGAAUUCGGCCCCUGAUGCUGUUGUGCUGGCGAGAAAGCAGAACUAGACCCUCAGGCCUAAUUCUCCUCAGAUGGGAGCUUGAAAAAACAGAGAUAAAACCUUCUCUUUCUGUUGCACACAUAUUUAAGAUCUCCAGCAGAACCUAGAGCCCAAGAAAACCACAAAGCAGCAAUAUGUGAUGAAUUAGGUUUUGCCUGCCUGGACUCUGAAAACAUGCAUCAGUCUUCUCAUCGUUUCUGACUAAACAGCUUUGCUGAACCAGCAGCGAAUCAGCAGUGACUGAAAGUAACCUCGUCUGUGUAAAAUACCCAGAGGCUCAGCUCAAUAACAGCUGCUGUCCAAAUCUUUCUGACACAUCACCUCACAAUUGGCUUUGGGAUAUCAUGGACAAAAUCUAAAUAAAUGUUUGCUUCCCUCAU